CAAAAAGGUGCGUCGGUUAAUGAUGGCCGUUGCAGCGCAGUUUCUUUCUAUUUAUUCAAAAACCUCCUUCCAUCCGCCAAUCCAUAACAGUUCUCUCUUUCCCUUCUUCAUCACCUUCUCCAUCAAAUCAUAUUAACAAUAUCUCUCAAAAAUCCCCUACAAAUGGCCGCUAUUGUCAAAUCCUACCUCCUCAUCCUCCUAAUCGUCCUAUCAUACUCCGCUUCUACUUCUUCGGGUCAAAAUACCCAGAACCUCGCAAUCCGGGUCGAGGAAUCCAGCCAGUCGCCGAGUUACCUAGCAAUCCGGUUCCUGAACAUGGGCGACCAGACCGAAAUCGUCGCCGUCGACGUCGCGCAGGUGGGGUCUCAGAACUGGAACUUCAUGAGCAGCAGGAAAGACGAAGGAGGGGCAAUUUGGGAAACGAACAGAGUUCCGGGCGGGCCGCUGCAGUUCCGGGUCGUGGUAACUUCCGGGGUGGAAGGAAAGUGGUAUUGGGCGAGAAAGGUGAUGCCGGAGGAUUGGAGAAGCGGGGAAAUUUACGAUACUGGGCUCCGUAUUACUGAUACUGCCAUGGCUUCUGCCACCCCUUCCUUUGAUGAUGAAAUGCAGCAUAUGCUGUGAAACUAGGGAGUAUAUAACUGUAUGGAUAGUGUAAAUUAAUUUCUUUCUUGUUGAAUAAAUAAUCGGUUGAAUCUAUAUCUUUAAUUGUGUCCAUUUCUUUACUUUAUUAGAAUAGCACAUAAAUUGUUCUACAAUUGAACAUUGAACAAGAUAUGAUACUUAAAGAACUAUGUUUUUCACCCCAUUCAGUUCUCUAUUUUUAUAUGCAC
Cuscuta europaea is the source of this 830-nucleotide messenger RNA. The record is from the annotation of a GenBank genome assembly. NCBI's taxonomy places the organism in Eukaryota, Viridiplantae, Streptophyta, Magnoliopsida, Solanales, Convolvulaceae.